CUUGACACUUUCAUAAGUCAUAACCUCAAUUUCAUUGUAUUAAUUGAGAAGUUUUUUCGCUAAUAUUAACCUUUUGAUAAGUAAUUGCAUGAUAUUUCCACACAUACUGAUAAAUACACUGCGUAACAUAAAAUUUUUCAACACAAAAAAUGCCAACGCUAAUUAAAACCCAGGCGGCCUUCGACGAAGCCAUCAAAUCCCCGGAACUGUCGGUAAUACAUUUCCAAGCGGAUUGGGCCGAUCAGUGUGCCCAAGUCAACGAUGUACUGGACACUUUGUCCAAACAAACCGAUUACUCCGAUGUGAAAUUCUUCACUUGUCCUGCCGAGGAACUGAGUGAAAUCUCUCUGAAAUAUAACAUAGAAGCUGUGCCCACUGUGUUACUAUUCCGAUCGGGAAAGAAGUUGGACAGGGUGGACGGGGCGGAUGCCGCAAAAAUCACUGAAAAAGUGAAAGAGUUCAAAAGUAAUGGCGGAAAGGGGCGAGAGGACUCCCUGGAGGACCGAUUAAAGGCCCUAAUAAACAAAUCGAAAGUGAUGCUUUUUAUGAAGGGGGACAGGAAUAAGCCCAGGUGUGGCUUUAGUAGGCAGAUAAUUGAGAUUUUACAGCAAGCAGGGAUUUCUUAUGAGACAUUUGAUAUAUUGGAGGAUGAAGAGGUGCGCCAAGGCUUAAAAUCUUACUCCGAUUGGCCUACAUACCCUCAGUUAUAUGUGAAUGGUGACCUUAUAGGAGGAUUGGAUAUAGUGAAAGAAUUAUCUGCGUCAGGUGAAUUAGUAUCAGCCCUAAAAGGUUAAAUUGAUAUGUGAGUAACAUGUAUGACUGCUUUUUCAUAAUAAUAAUUAAUAUGUAGUAAGUAAUUUAUUAAUAAAAUGGGGUUGUAACUAGUAAA
Molecule: messenger RNA, 889 nt
Organism: Anthonomus grandis grandis
Lineage: Eukaryota; Metazoa; Arthropoda; Insecta; Coleoptera; Curculionidae
Product: glutaredoxin 3
Exons: 3
Coding region: 150-794 (214 amino acids)
Source: RefSeq, a predicted model, not a curated record